AUGGUCAAGAUAGGCAAGCACUCCAAGCGGACGCCCGUCCGUUUACGGCACAAGAUUCAGAAGUCGUCGGUGGCCAAGCAGAAGAAAGAGCGGAAGCUGGCUAAGAAGAACCCAGAAUGGCGGUCCAAGCUCAAGAAGGACCCCGGCAUUCCCAACCUCUUCCCCUUCAAGGACAAGCUUCUGCAUGAGAUCGAAGAGAAGAAACGCCUGAAGACAGAGGAGCAGCAGCGGAUUCGGGAGGAGGCCCGCGCUCGUCGCAACCAGACCCAGCCAGACGCAAAUGGCAACCAGGCAGUGGACCUGAUGGCCGAGGACGACGAUUUUGUCGACGACAUGGAUGCAGAUGAUUCGAACCCGAUGGCUGCCCUCCUUGCCUCGGCCCGGGCCCGGGCGACUGAGUAUGAUGACGAGCAUGAAGAUGGGGAGGACGACGAGGGCAUGGACGAGGACGAGGAGGAUGAAGAUGAAAUGGACGAAGACGAGGAGGAUGGCGAGGCGCUGUCCGUCCCCGACCUGGUUUCUGCAGAGUCUUUCACCAAGGAGGGAUCCCGGCGUGCUUUUGACAAGGUGUUCAAGCAGGUCGUCGACUCCGCUGACGUCGUGUUGUAUGUGCUUGACGCCCGCGACCCCGAGGGCACCCGGUCGAAGGAGGUGGAGCGUGAGAUCAUGGCCGCAGAUGGCGGAUCCAAGCGUUUGAUCCUCAUCCUGAACAAGAUCGAUCUGGUUCCGCCACCCGUGCUGAAAGGAUGGCUGCUGCACCUGCGGCGAUCGUUCCCUACGCUUCCGCUGAAGGCGUCCAAUGGCUCCGCCAACGCACACAGUUUCGACCACAAGCAAUUAACGGUCAAGGGCACCUCCGAGACGCUCUUCCGGGCGCUCAAGUCCUACGCCCACAGCAAGCAGCUCAAGCGGUCCAUCUCCGUCGGCAUCAUCGGGUACCCGAAUGUUGGCAAAUCGUCCGUGAUCAACGCGCUCACUGCACGUCUCAACAAGGGCUCGAGCAACGCCUGCCCGACUGGUGCCGAGGCCGGUGUGACCACCAGCCUGCGCUCGGUCAAACUCGACAAUAAGCUCAAGCUGAUCGACUCGCCGGGAAUUGUGUUCCCCAACAUGGGCGAGAAAGCCAGCAAGAAGUCCAAGAAGCAAGACGAGCAAGCACGCCUUGUGCUUCUCAAUGCCAUUCCGCCCAAGCAGAUCGAGGACCCGAUUCCGGCCGUCAAUCUUCUGAUCAAGCGGUUGUCCACAUCGGAGAACCUGAUCGCCAAGAUGCUGGAGGUGUAUGGCAUCCCGCCUCUCUUCCCGUCCAAUGGUGACAAGACCACCGACUUCCUGAUUCAGGUGGCUCGCAAGCGCGGGCGUCUCGGGAAGGGUGGUAUUCCCAAUGUCGAGAGUGCAGCCAUGACUGUCAUCAACGACUGGCGGGAUGGCCGCAUCCAGGGGUGGGCCAAUGCCCCCGUGCUCCCCGUGGUCUCCUCGAACGAUGCCGCUGCGGCGGCUAACGCUGAACCGGGCGUGGAUACCGUACAAGUGGUCAACGAGUGGGCCAAGGAGUUCAAGAUCGAGGGGCUUUGGGGUAAUGGCGAGGGCGAGGACGAGGAGAUGGCCGAGUAG
This is a messenger RNA of Penicillium lagena, 1611 nucleotides long. RefSeq names its product GNL3/Grn1 family GTP-binding protein. The transcript has 3 exons. Gene Ontology annotation, molecular function: GTP binding. The record is from RefSeq and is a predicted model, not a curated record. Lineage: Eukaryota; Fungi; Ascomycota; Eurotiomycetes; Eurotiales; Aspergillaceae. The coding region runs from base 1 to 1611 and encodes 536 amino acids. Gene Ontology annotation, cellular component: nucleolus.